Messenger RNA from Peniophora sp. CBMAI 1063, 1128 nucleotides. The record is from the annotation of a GenBank genome assembly. NCBI's taxonomy places the organism in Eukaryota, Fungi, Basidiomycota, Agaricomycetes, Russulales, Peniophoraceae.
AUGCAUCCAGUCGCCUCUCUCGUUCUCUUCCCUCUGGCUCUCAGCCUCGGGGUCGCGGCUAUCGGCACGCCCUUCGGUAUGGGCUCCGCCACGACUGGUGGUGGCUCCGCGACAGCGCAGACACCUACUAACAAGGAUGACCUCGUCGAGUGGCUUCAGGACUCAACGCCACGUGUCAUCAUCCUCGAUCGGAUGUGGGACUUCUCGAGCGAUGAAGGGACGGAGACGUCGACUGGUUGCGCGCCUUGGGACUGUACGCCGAACCCGCAGCAGGCGUUGAAUGUCAUCAACUGGUGCAGUUCAUCCUACCCGACCGUUUCUGUCACCUACAACGUAUCUUCCACCUCACCACUCUACGUUGGGUCGAACAAGAGUAUCAUAGGCAAGGGCAAGAACUCGGGCUUCCAGGGCAAGGGCUUGUACCUUCCCAACGUCGAGAACGUCAUCAUUCAAAACAUCGUCAUCAAGGAGCUCAACCAUCACUACGUCUGGGGCGGAGACGCUAUCCAGCUUGAUGGCACGACGAACGUAUGGAUUGAUCACAACUACAUCCAACACAUCGGUCGCCAAAUGAUCGUCACGGGCUUCAACCCCAGCAAGGGGCUCACGGUCUCGAACAAUGUAUUCAAUGGCGACUCAAUCUACUCGACCGGUUGCGAUGGCUACCACUACUGGGUCGCGCUCUUUGCAGGUGACGGUGACGAGAUCACUUUCGCUCAGAACAGCGUAUACAUGACUUCCGGCCGCGGCCCACACAUCGGUGGUACUUCCGGCUACACCCAAGCCGUCCACAUCUACAACAACAACUUCGGCCCAAUCACAGGACACGCUCUGGAUCCGUACGACGGUGCCUCAGUCCUCGCCGAGGGCAACUACUUCAUCGGCGUCGAAACGCCUCUGAUCGCCGAUGGCGGAGCCGUGUACGCUCCUCUGACGUCCAGCGAUGGGAGUGCUUGUCAGAGUGCGCUCGGGAGAGCGUGCGUGGCCAAUACUCUGCUUGGGUCGGGAUCGCUGUCUGCGCUCAAUACGGCGGGUAUCAGCUCGAAGUUCAAGGGCGUCUCGCCGAUGUCUGCGUCAGAUUCGUAUAACUACGUUGCGGCAAACGCGGGGACGGGUAUAAUCAACUAA